Molecule: messenger RNA, 1026 nt
Organism: Calidris pugnax (ruff)
Lineage: Eukaryota; Metazoa; Chordata; Aves; Charadriiformes; Scolopacidae
Product: aldehyde dehydrogenase family 3 member B1-like
Exons: 7
Coding region: 1-1026 (341 amino acids)
Biological process (GO): aldehyde metabolic process
Cellular component (GO): cytoplasm
Molecular function (GO): aldehyde dehydrogenase (NAD+) activity
Source: RefSeq, a predicted model, not a curated record
AUGCAGCAGCCCCUCGAGCCCCCCGGGCAACAGCCCCCGGGCUACGGCAAGUGUAGCCCGGUGGCCAGCGACGCCGGGAAAGCCGCCGGGUGCAGCGCAGGCAGCGGAGGGAAUAUCGGGAAGGGACCAGUGAUCUGCAGCACCGUGGGCGGGAAUCCCUACGCGGGGCUGGUGAACCACCUGCGGGCAGCCUGGCUCUCGGGGAAGACACGACCCAUGGAGUACCGGGUGGCCCAACUGGAAGCCCUGGGACGUUUCUUGGAUGAGAAGAAGCAGGAGAUCCUGGAGGCCACUGCCUUGGACAUGGGCAAGCCAUCCUUUGAAGCUUACUUCACUGAGAUCCUCCUCUGCAAGAACGAGCUCAACGACACCCUGAACAACCUGUCCCACUGGAUGAAGGAUGAGCACGUGGACAAGAACCUGGUGACACAGCUGGACUCGGCCUUCAUCCGCAAGGACCCCUACGGGGUGGUGCUCAUCAUCGCGCCCUGGAACUACCCCAUCCACCUCUUCCUAGUGCCCCUCAUCGGGGCCAUCGCUGCCGGUAACUGUGUCGUUGUCAAACCCUCGGAGACGACAAAACACACUGAGAGACUUGUUGCUGAAAUGCUGAGCUGCUACCUGGAUAAUGACUGCUUUGCGGUGGUGACCGCCGGCGUGCAGGAGACCACCAGGCUGCUGGAGAACAAAUUUGACUACAUCUUCUUCACCGGCAGCCCUUCCGUGGGGAGGAUCAUCAUGACGGCGGCUGCCAAGCACCUCACGCCGGUGACGCUGGAGUUGGGGGGCAAGAACCCCUGCUACGUCUCCGACGUCUGUGACGUGCAGAACGUGGCCCGGCGGGUGGCCUGGGGACGCUUCUUCAACGCGGGACAGACCUGCAUCGCCCCCGACUACAUCCUCUGCAGCGUGGAGAUGCAGGAGAAGCUGAUGCCCGCCCUGCGUGAGGCCAUCACUGAGUUUUUUGGCUCCAACCCUCGGGAAUCCCCUGAUUUUGGCCGCAUCGUGGGGGACAAGCAAAGCUGA